GCUUGUCGCUUUCGUGAUGAAUACUGACACUGCUGUCAGAAUUCUUAUUUACAUCGUGAUUUUGGUUGUAGUUGGGCUACUGUGGUCCUCAUAUUUAGAUAAUUAUAUCCAAAGUAUACCUAGUAAUGGCAUAUCAGUUUGCUGGGCUUAAUUUAAUCCGGAUUAUUGAACAUGUGGAGAGGCAAAGAUUCAAUGCUGAUAAUCCGUUCGAAUUCUCUGACUUUAAUUUUGUGAAAUUAUAUCGUCUGCGAAAACAGGAGGUGCAAAAUUUGGAAGAAAUGUUACAGCCAUUUUUACCAGUACAUCCUAGAUCGCACGCGAUAAGUAAUCGCACGAAGAUACUGUCUGACUUGUGUUUCUUUGCAAGUGGAAGCUACCAGCUGGAUGUAGGUAGAAAUCAUACAGUAACUCUCAGCCAGCCAUCGAUUUCAAGAACUUUACAUGAGGUGUUCGGAGCAUUCAACACUCCAGAAAUAUUGAACAGAUAUGUCCAUUUUCCAAACACAAUUCAAGAGUUAACCAACACCAGAGAAAAGUAUAUUUCUAUUUAG
Molecule: messenger RNA, 551 nt
Organism: Acanthoscelides obtectus
Lineage: Eukaryota; Metazoa; Arthropoda; Insecta; Coleoptera; Chrysomelidae
Source: the annotation of a GenBank genome assembly